This is a messenger RNA of Lindgomyces ingoldianus, 3258 nucleotides long. RefSeq lists its product as uncharacterized. NCBI's taxonomy places the organism in Eukaryota, Fungi, Ascomycota, Dothideomycetes, Pleosporales, Lindgomycetaceae. Gene Ontology annotation, biological process: isoleucyl-tRNA aminoacylation. Bases 1 to 3258 code for a protein of 1085 amino acids. The transcript has 6 exons. Gene Ontology annotation, molecular function: tRNA binding; ATP binding; aminoacyl-tRNA deacylase activity. The record is from RefSeq and is a predicted model, not a curated record.
AUGUCUAUUGACUUCCCCAAGGAGGAGGAGCGUAUCCUGGCCCGCUGGAAGGAAAUUGACGCUUUUCUCACCCAAGUCGAGCUUUCUAAAGGCAAGCAGCCGUACACUUUUUACGAUGGACCGCCUUUCGCAACGGGAAUGCCCCACUACGGCCAUCUCCUCGCCUCCACCAUCAAGGACAUCAUUCCCCGUUACUGGUCCAUGAAAGGUCGAUACGUCGAGCGGCGGUUUGGAUGGGAUACACACGGCGUGCCCAUUGAAUAUGAGAUUGAUAAGGACCUGGGAAUGUCUGGUCGGGACGCAGUCCGCCAACUGGGUAUUGCCAAGUACAACCAGCUGUGCAAGGACAUUGUCAUGCGAUAUGCGACCGAAUGGAGGGAGACUAUCGACCGGUUGGGCCGGUGGAUAGAUUUUGAUCGGGACUAUAAGACUAUGGACACCAGCUUCAUGGAGUCGGAGUGGUGGGUGUUCAAGCGUCUGUUUGACAAGGGCGCCGUAUAUCGAGGAUUUAAAGUCAUGCCCUACAGUACUGCGUUGGCCACGCCUCUUAGCAACUUCGAGGCAUCACAAAAUUACAAGGAUGUUCAAGAUCCAGCCGUUGUUGUGUCUUUCCCCCUUUUAGAUGACCCAACAACCAAUUUACUGGCUUGGGUUGACGACUACCUCAGGACUACGACACCCUGGACGCUUCCCUCCAACUGCGCACUUGCCGCCCACCCUGACUUCGAAUACAUCAAGAUCCUCGACGAAGCCUCAGGCAAACACUACAUUCUCCUUGAGGCUCUGUUAAAAACCUUGUAUAAGGACCCGAAGAAGGCCAAAUUCAAGAUCGUUCAAAAGUUGAAAGGCAAGGAUAUGCUCGGGUGGAAGUACGAACCCCUUUUUGAUUACAUCUACGAGGAGUUCAAAGAUGUCGGGUUCCGUGUUGUCAAUGCAACAUAUGUUACCGCCGAUAGUGGUGUCGGUAUGGUACAUCAAGCACCAGCGUACGGUGAAGAGGAUUACAAAGUCGCCAUGGAGUACGGAAUCAUCAACGAGACGCGACCUCCCCCCAAUCCAGUCGAUGACGCCGGGUGCUUUACCUCCGUUGUUCGAGAUUUCGAAGGCCAACAUGUCAAGAAAGCUGACAAAAACAUCAUCAGGCACUUGAAGGCAACAGGGAGAAUGGUAGUAGACUCACAGCUAACUCACAGCUAUCCCUUCUGUUGGCGAUCAGAUACUCCGUUGAUCUAUCGAACGGUCCCUUCGUGGUUUGUCCGGAUCCAAGAAAUUAUCCCCAAGAUGCUGGAAAAUAUCGAAGGAUCGCAUUGGGUUCCGUCUUUUGUCAAAGAGAAACGCUUCGCAAACUGGAUAUCAAAUUCUCCCGAUUGGGCCGUUUCACGAAACCGAUUCUGGGGAACUCCGCUUCCGCUUUGGAUUAGUGAUGAUUUGAAAGAGGUUGUGUGCAUUGGAAGCAUUGCCGAGUUGAAAGAAUUGAGUGGAUACGAAGGCGAGAUUAACGACAUCCAUCGCGACAAGAUCGACAAUAUCACCAUCCCGAGUAAACAAGGAAAAGGAGUUCUUCGCAGGUGUCCUGAAGUUUUUGACUGCUGGUUUGAAUCCGGUUCCAUGCCUUACGCUAGUCAACACUAUCCGUUCGAGAACGUAGAGCAGUUCGAGAAAUCGUUUCCGGGAGACUUCAUUGCCGAAGGGUUAGAUCAAACACGAGGCUGGUUCUACACUUUGACAGUCCUUGGAACCCAUCUGUUUGGCAAGCUUCCAUUCAAGAACUGUGUAGUCAACGGCAUUGUACUCGCGGAAGACGGAAAGAAGAUGUCAAAGCGCUUAAAAAACUUCCCUGACCCUCGAUUAAUAAUGAAUAGCUAUGGCUCCGAUGCGCUCCGGCUGUACCUCAUCAACUCACCCGUGGUUCGUGCCGAAACCCUUCGCUUCAAAGAGUCCGGUGUGAAAGAGAUUGUUUCGAAAGUGCUCCUUCCGUUAUGGAACAGUUUUCAAUUCUUCGACCAGCAGGUAGCGUUGCUGAAGAAGGUUGCCGAUCUGCACUUUGUCUUCGAUCCAGAGGCCGAGAAGACGAAUUCAAACGUCCUCGACCGGUGGAUACUAGCAUCGUGCCAGUCUCUACUGAGGUUUGUCAACGAAGAGAUGGCUGCGUAUCGCCUAUACACCGUUGUCCCACGAUUGCUUACGCUAAUUGACAACACCACGAACUGGUACAUUCGCUUUAACCGUCGACGAUUAAAGGGAGAGUACGGACUUGACGACACUUCCCAUGCUCUCAACACCCUCUUCGAAGUUCUUUACACGCUCUGCCGUGGUCUUGCUCCCUUCACCCCAUUCAUCACAGACAACAUCUACCUGCGUUUACUCCCUCACAUUCCAAAAAACCUCCACGCCGAAGACGACCGUAGCAUACACUUCCUCCCCUUCCCUGAGGUACGCGAAGAGCUGUUCGAUGAAGUUGUUGAACGCCAAGUGAAACGAAUGCAAUCUGUUAUCGAACUUUGCCGUAUCUGCCGAGACCGCGCAAAUAAAGGAUUGAAGAUUCCGUUGAAAACGUUGGUCAUCAUUCACCCAGAUCAAGAAUACCUUGAUGAUGUCAAAUCACUCGAGAACUAUGUGUGCGAAGAACUCAACGUUCGCGACCUCGUUCUAUCGAGGGACGAGGAGAAGUACAAGGUGCAGUACUCGGUGUCGGCGGAUUUCUCUGUGUUGGGCAAGAAGCUGAAAAAAGAUGCGGUGAAAGUUAAGAAGGCCCUGCCGAAUCUCAAGAGUCAGGAAAUCAAAGACUUUUUGAAGAAUGGCGAGAUGCUUGUUGAUGGGAUUCGGGUUGAAAAGGAAGAUCUUUUAGUCAAGAGGGGACUAGCGAAGGACGAUAGCAACAAGGAUCAAGAGUUCAACACGGAUGAUGAUGUCCUCAUAAUUCUCGACGUUGCUAGCUAUCCAGAACUGGAACAAGAGGGACUUGCCCGAGAAAUCGUUCGCCGAGUCCAGGACUUGAGAAAGAAAGCGGGCUUGGUACCAACGGAUGACGUCGGCAUGGAGUACCGAGUGCUCAGUGAUCCUGAUGACAUUGGUUUAGAGGCUGCAUUUGAGUGCCAGGGUGCUGUUUUCGAGAAAGCACUGCGAAGGAAUGUCGACAAGCACGUCAAUACCGAGGUCGAGGGCAAGAUUCCGGAGCAGAAUGGAGAGACGGUUAUCGCGUCGGAGGAACAAGAGCUGCACAAGGCGACAUUCUUGCUUAGACUCGUGAAGCUGUAG